AGGGGAGGCGGGAGGCUAGGGGAGGCGCGUGAGGGAGAGGAGGGGGAAGUCUCCUGUUCAGGUCAUUCCCUGAGGCUGGGUUGGGGCGGGGCCGACAAUGGAGAGCAGUCUGAGCACUGGGCCACCUUCACGCUGCUGCCCAGCUGCCCAGAAGCCCAGGAGCUGAAGCAGGCCUAAAUACAGCCUGGACCUCCAUCCUGUGAACGCACCUUCAGAGAGGUACCUGCCUCCUGGCACCUCUAUCCUGUACAGUGACCCUGGACAGUGGGGCUGGCACCUGGAGUGGAGGCUGAGUUGGCCCCCGUGACAGGUGUGCAGCCACCCCAACCAUGCUCCUCGUGUCCACCAUAUCUGCUGUGCCUGGGCCUCUUUCGCCCCCUAGCUCUCCCAGCAACAGCAGCCAGGAGGAGCUACUGGAUGACCGAGACCCACUGCUAGUCCGGGCUGAACUGGCCCUGCUUUCUACUGUCUUUGUGGCUGUGGCCUUGAGCAAUGGCUUGGUGCUGGGAGCCCUAAUACGACGGGGCCGGCGUGGACGCUGGGCACCCAUGCAUGUCUUCAUCAGUCAUUUGUGCCUAGCUGACCUGGCUGUGGCUCUGUUUCAAGUGCUGCCCCAGCUGGCCUGGGAUGCCACUGACCGCUUCCAUGGUCCUGAUGCCCUGUGUCGGGCCGUCAAGUACCUGCAGAUGGUGGGCAUGUAUGCCUCCUCUUAUAUGAUCCUGGCCAUGACGCUAGACCGCCACCGCGCCAUCUGCCGCCCUAUGCUGGCAUAUCGCCAUGGAGGUGGGGCUCGCUGGAACCGGCCAGUGCUGGUGGCCUGGGCCUUCUCACUCCUUCUCAGCCUGCCUCAGCUCUUCAUUUUUGCUCAACGAGAUGUGGGAAAUGGCAGUGGAGUGUUUGAUUGCUGGGCCCGAUUUGCAGAGCCCUGGGGCCUUCGUGCCUACGUCACCUGGAUUGCCUUGAUGGUGUUUAUAGCACCUGCCCUGGGCAUUGCUGCCUGCCAGGUUCUUAUCUUCCGAGAGAUUCAUGCCAGUCUGGUGCCAGGGCCAUCUGAGAGAGCAGGGAGGCGCCGCAGAGGGCACCGGACAGGCAGUCCCAUCGAGGGAGCCCAUGUGUCAGCAGCCAUGGCCAAGACUGUGAGGAUGACACUGGUGAUUGUGAUUGUCUACGUGCUGUGCUGGGCACCCUUCUUCCUUGUGCAGCUGUGGGCAGCGUGGGACCCAGAGGCUCCACUGGAAAGACCUCCCUUUGUGCUGCUCAUGCUGCUGGCUAGCCUUAACAGCUGUACCAACCCCUGGAUCUAUGCUUCCUUCAGUAGCAGUGUCUCCUCAGAGCUACGUAGCCUGCUUUGCUGUGCUCAGAGGCACAUCACACCCAGCCUGGGACAUCAAGAUGAGUCCUGUGCCACAGCCAGCUCUUCUCUGACCAAGGAUACACCCUUCUGAGCAUUCACUGGGCUCUUUCCAUCCAAAGGCUCCCUGUAGCUCACCUGUCUGGAGUUGGCCCUGGGGGCACCAAGAGAGGGGUACCUUGGCUGUUCUUGGUCCUCCCUAGGUCUUAUUGUCCCCAGGUAUGCAAGAAGGAAUGUUCCAGGACUACAAGGAAACCCUUAAGUUGGCUCCUUUGUGCCAGACAUGGGAAGUAACUGGGGCAGAGGCUUCAAGAUCUAGGAGGGGAAUAGGUAACAGAGGUGCUUGUGCGUCUUACCCUGGCAAGUACCCUGUGGGUGAAGAGGAGUCCCAGGGAGCUGAAGGAAGGAUCAGGAUGGGGCUAGUAGAACUUCCUGUUAUUCCUUCUGCCUAUCUUCCUAAUAAAAGUUGCAAUUCAUUUUCCACA
This is a messenger RNA of Peromyscus leucopus (white-footed mouse), 1836 nucleotides long. RefSeq names its product arginine vasopressin receptor 2 (gene Avpr2). Gene Ontology annotation, molecular function: vasopressin receptor activity; peptide binding. The transcript is spliced from 4 exons. Bases 330 to 1445 code for a protein of 371 amino acids. The record is from RefSeq and is a predicted model, not a curated record. Gene Ontology annotation, cellular component: membrane. NCBI's taxonomy places the organism in Eukaryota, Metazoa, Chordata, Mammalia, Rodentia, Cricetidae. Gene Ontology annotation, biological process: positive regulation of vasoconstriction; G protein-coupled receptor signaling pathway; regulation of systemic arterial blood pressure by vasopressin.